Messenger RNA from Anopheles coustani, 1461 nucleotides. RefSeq lists its product as uncharacterized. Gene Ontology annotation, biological process: signal transduction; regulation of membrane potential; chemical synaptic transmission. Lineage: Eukaryota; Metazoa; Arthropoda; Insecta; Diptera; Culicidae. Bases 45 to 1367 code for a protein of 440 amino acids. The transcript has 6 exons. Gene Ontology annotation, cellular component: neuron projection; synapse; membrane. Gene Ontology annotation, molecular function: extracellular ligand-gated monoatomic ion channel activity; neurotransmitter receptor activity; transmembrane signaling receptor activity. The record is from RefSeq and is a predicted model, not a curated record.
GGGAUUAGUGUCGUGGCAGCCACGGGAAGAUAGUGGAUCCAAAAAUGCGACAAAACGGUUUACUACUGCCACUGUUGGCCAUUUUCUCCAGUGUGGCUACCGAGCAUCCGCAACCAUUCCAGUGCGUAUCGCAGAUGGAAAUCAAUAGUACCGAGGCAGCAUUAAAAAGUGCUCUCUUUUGUGGAACGAGCUACAACCCACGCUACCGACCGGUAAAAUAUCAACAGGAUCGGCUAGCCAUGUACAUUGGUGCCGAAGUAAUAAACGUGGAACGGGUGAAGCAAGAUGAUUCUAAAGUGGAAAUUACUCUGGAGCUGUUAAUGCAAUGGUACGAUGCAUUCCUACACUGGAACAAACGCACGAGCAAUAACAUCGAGACCAUCAACGUUUCCGAGCACGAUCUCUGGACGCCGACGUUUGGUGCAAAAUCGUUUCAUAAAUCUCCGCGAGUUCAGAGCACUAAGCAAUGUACGCGCGUUAAGUGCCAUCUCAGCUACGACGGUGAAGUGAUCUAUACCGUAUUGUGUACCUUCACAGUGGACUGUUACUCUGAAGCACGGUACUGGGCGUUUGAGACAAAGAUAUGCACACUACGCAUAUUUUCCGUCGAGUACGACACGAACCAGCUGUCGUUGUUCCACUUCCAAAGGCGUCUGUCCUACCCGAGUUACCCGUUGCUGCCUUACAAGAUUACCUCCUUCCAGAUGGCGACCGUCAACAGUACCAUGAGUCCCGAGUUUCGCAUGGAUAUCGUAAUCGAGCGUUUGAUCGGGUCGCAUUUGAUCGUGUUUCUUGCGCUGAUCGUGAUUUUCAGUUUACUGAAUCUUAUCUGUCUCUGGCUGCGGAUGGACUCAAACGCUCGAUCGGUGACGAUCGCUGUGGGAACCGUGAUGGAAAGUCUUUAUCUAAUCAUCCUAUAUUGGUACGGUGCUGUGAAGAUGAAACCCGUGUUGACGUUAGCACAUCUGCUACUUGGAACAUCUCUACUAGGAGCAGUCGCAUUCGGAUGGACUUAUUAUGCAAGGGGACAAUUACGUAAGAGAAUUGCUACUUCCUGUCCACCCGCUGUAGCACACUUCGUUGUUCUGCUGCGAAAAAGUCGGCCACUGGGGGCAUUCCUAUCGAUCGAUUAUCUGAAUCAAAGCGCCAAGCAAGACAAAUUGACGAAAGACUGGGAAGAUGCACCAGUGGAUACGGUAGAAACACAACAACACGACGGCGAUGUGCGGACUGAUGAUCUUCACUCGUCUGCCGAUGGCGAAGGCGGUGCAUUGGAAUGGCAGGAAGUAGUUCAACCGCUCGAUCGCGUCCUGUUUUGUGCCAUGCUUACGGCCUAUCUGUUAAUGUUCGGGGUCUAUGCACUUUAGAAUGGGUGCAAGAUGUCAAAAUUAGGCUAGUUAUUAGGCUAUAUUAUAGGCUAGUCUAACGAUCGUGGAACAAACCGCUGCAAUAGACACUAAA